Rosa chinensis is the source of this 1515-nucleotide messenger RNA. RefSeq names its product OVARIAN TUMOR DOMAIN-containing deubiquitinating enzyme 12. The record is from RefSeq and is a predicted model, not a curated record. The coding region runs from base 518 to 1117 and encodes 199 amino acids. Gene Ontology annotation, molecular function: cysteine-type deubiquitinase activity. The transcript is spliced from 10 exons. NCBI's taxonomy places the organism in Eukaryota, Viridiplantae, Streptophyta, Magnoliopsida, Rosales, Rosaceae. Gene Ontology annotation, biological process: protein deubiquitination.
AUCGGCUAACCAACCACCCUCACGAAAAAGAGUGCAAGUUGGAUAGGAAUCAAGGAUCAAAUUCAGCAAUAACUUCGGUUGCGAGUCAAACACCUCUAUGCGGCCGUCGGACUACGGUCGUCUCCGAUUUCAAGAUUCAACCUUGUUCGGAUUUUGCAAUCAGAAAUCUGCGAUCGGUCCACUUGUUGUUCUUGAAUUGGAGGAGCAGAGUGUAAUUCAUUUGGAUAUUCUGACGAUUAAUCCUAACUAUUCAUGAUAGCGUUUAACACCUACUGUGGAUAAAUUAUCAUUCCCAUUUCCCAGGCUUAUGAAUAUCUAUUUGUUCUCCUAUAUUUUCCAUGAAAAGAAGACCAGAAUUCCAACAAGCCAAUCAUAUCAUAUUGCAAUUGUGUCUAAUAACAAUCUGACACACAAACAAGACUAAUUUGGUGAAUCCUUGAGAAUUGUUGUAACCCUUUUCAGCGUUUCAGUUCUAGACUUGUUUUGGGUGCCAAGAAUUUGAAAACAAGACUACAUUAUGAUGAACGGGACUCAUAGUACGGGUGAAUGUUCUAGCUCUACUUCCCUAAGCAGCCAGCAGGAUGUUGAUGAUGACUGCAUGAUUGCCGUUGUACUAUCAGAAGAGUAUGCUAAGUUGGAUGGUGCAGUUGCUAGACGCCUUUCCAACCUGGCACCUAUUCCGCAUAUCCCACGGAUAAAUUCCUACAUCCCCAACAUAAGUGAUGCAAGUUUGGAUCAUCAACGGCUUCUCCAGAGGUUGCAUGUCUAUCGUUUAUAUGAAGUAAAGGUUUCUGGUGAUGGCAAUUGUCAGUUUCGCGCACUUUCAGACCAGAUUUACAAGUCUCCAGAUUAUCACAAGCAUGUGCGGAAAGAGAUUGUUAAACAGAUCAAAGACUAUCGUUCUCAAUAUGAAGGCUAUGUCCCUAUGAAGUACAAACACUAUUACAAGAAAAUGGCAAAAUCCGGUGAAUGGGGUGAUCAUGUUACCUUACAAGCAGCAGCUGAUAAGUUUGAAGCGAAGAUUUGUCUUUUGACAUCAUUCAGAGAUACUUGCUUUAUUGAAAUUAUGCCUCAAUUCCAGCCACCAAAACGUGGUAAGUUCAAAAGUUGUGGCUGAGUUUCUGGUCUGAGGUUCAUUACAAUUCAUUAUAUGAAAUCCAAGAUGCUCCAAUUGAACAAAAACCGAGGAGGAAACACUGGUUGUUCUAGACUUCUAGUGGAAUCUGACUCCUGAAGUUGGUAUGCCACUCACUCAGGAAUGUUCCAAGGUUUUAGUGCUGUGCAUUUGUUCCCUAGAUGAUGAAUACUGAUACGAUAUUUGGAUUUCACAAUAUACUCAGUAAAAAAAAAAAACGUAAAAUAUAUACACUAUUACAUGUUGGCCCCUACUGUUGUAAAUGGUCCGUAGUGUUGGUUUAGAUGUAUUUUUUUAAUUCUUCUCAUUUUUGCAAGAAUAAAGACGAGCUAUUAAAAGUGAUUUUUGUUAUUUUUUUUUUAAUUAUCAUUGUGAACUUA